Molecule: messenger RNA, 6553 nt
Organism: Oreochromis niloticus (Nile tilapia)
Lineage: Eukaryota; Metazoa; Chordata; Actinopteri; Cichliformes; Cichlidae
Gene: ppfia1
Product: PTPRF interacting protein alpha 1
Exons: 34
Coding region: 1104-4934 (1276 amino acids)
Biological process (GO): synapse organization
Cellular component (GO): presynaptic active zone
Molecular function (GO): protein binding
Source: RefSeq, a predicted model, not a curated record
ACUUCUCCACUUCCUCCUGUUGCCAACCUGGGAAGCGCUCUCUUCCCGUAGACUGGCAGGCUAAGUGCAAGCGACACUUAGCCCACCAUUGGCUGUCCCGACUGCCGAAGCUGGCAGGCAGUGGCGACAGGGAAGGACCGGACCAACGGACCUUUUUGGUGGAAAUACUGACAGAACGCCGGGAAAUCGGGCGGAAACAAAGGGAAUAUAUGUUUUUAUAAGCGGUCUGGAUUUCGUAAACAGACUGAAACGCUGCUAACGUUGAAUGUUAGCUGGAAGUUUCCUAGCUGGUGCCGUGAUGUGGUGACGCGACUCCACGGAAUCGACGGGAAGCUAACGUUAGCUGAUGCUAACGCUACUUGAUAAAUGAAUAAUUUUUAACAGAGCUUUUAAGACUCAUUUCAGGAUUUUAGCAUUUUAGAUAGUGUAAGAAACUUUUAUGAUAGAUUUUAUCAUGUUAUGUACUUUUAUAAUAAAUAAUGUUAAUGCUUCAAUGACUGCCUGACGUUUUUAAGCUAAAAUAGAGCAGCAAACAUUAGCUUCCUAGCUGGCUAGUAGCUAACAUUGGCUAGUUGUCGACUUUAAACUGUCUUUAAGCCAAAGAGUCCUGUUUCAAAUUAGCUAAACCGACUACGGCUGCUUAUUUUUUUCACGUCACUUAACUGUAUCAGUUAAUGUUCACUAGUUAUAUAUGAGUCAAACUUUAUAUCUGAGGAUGGUCGUUCGUUUUGAGAUGCAAAAAUGAACGCUUCGUUCCAGAAUCCAGAUAUGCAAUCACCGAAUCACCAGCUUACUUAGUGCUUGUUGGCUAGCGCAGAGUUAGCCAGUCAAACUUGGAAUACUGCCCCCUGCUCACUUUAUGCGAGUUUCGCUUUGAGGCCUUUUCUGAAAUUAUCUUUUUUUUUUCCACCAAGAGGACCCUUUCACUGCCUUAAUGCAUCCCUGCCUCUGAAUGGAAUUUCUGUUUUGAAUGACUCUGGAUACUUGUAAAGCUUGACAAGGCUCUAAUCCACAGUUGGAGUUAGCUGGACUUGUUGACGUUUACUUCGUCAUAACAUAACCUGGAUUUACGAAGGAACUUGGAGUAAUAAUAUUCUUUGAAGAUGAUGUGCGAGGUGAUGCCCACCAUCAGUGAGGCCGAAGGCCCUGGUGGUGGAAAUGGAGGAGGCCGUCGAGGUUCUGGUUCGCCACUUCAAUCUGACUCAGAGGGUCACUUUGAGUCGUUGAUGGUGUCUAUGCUGGAAGAGCGAGAUCGUCUUCUUGAGACCCUGAGAGAGACUCAGGAGAAUCUGGGCCUGACCCAGAGCAAACUGCAUGAAGUUAGCCAUGAAAGGGACUCACUACAGAGACAGCUGAACACUGCUUUGCCACAGGAAUUUGCUGCACUAACAAAGGAGCUGAACGUGUGCCGAGAGCAGCUUCUGGAAAAGGAGGAGGAGAUUGCAGAACUAAAGGCCGAGAGAAACAACACACGGCUCCUGCUAGAACACUUGGAGUGCCUGGUGUCUCGCCAUGAGCGCAGUCUGAGGAUGACUGUGGUGAAGCGGCAGGCUCAAUCUCCAGCAGGCGUCUCAAGUGAAGUGGAGGUCCUCAAAGCCCUAAAGUCACUUUUUGAACACCAUAAAGCCCUCGACGAAAAGGUUAGGGAGCGACUUCGUGUUGCUUUGGAACGAUGCAGCGCAUUGGAGGAACAGCUCACCUUUUCACACAAAGAACUGGCUUACCUCAGGGAACAGAACAGUCAGAAGAGAGGGUUGGCCGAUGGAACCAGUGAGGUUAACCACAACUCUGAAAACACACCAAGCACUAAUGGCAAGCGGUCAUCAGACGGUUCGUCGAGCCAGGAAGACGAGUCUGCACCUGGAUUCGGUAAGGUUGCCGAGCUCCAGGAGGUAGUGGACCGUCAGAUGGCCGAUUUGGGCCAAAUGAAGGAGCGCAUGGCUGCUAUGGCAUCACGCAUCACUGAGCUGGAGGAGGACCUGGACACAGCCCGAAAGGACCUUAUUAAGUCUGAAGACAUGAACACAAGACUACAGAGAGACCUCAGAGAGUCUAUGGCUCAGAAGGAAGACAUGGAGGAGAGGAUUACCACUCUAGAGAAGCGCUACCUGGCAGCUCAGCGAGAGGCUACCUCUGUCCACGACCUCAACGACAAGCUGGAGAAUGAAGUGGCCAAUAAAGACUCCCUCUACAGACAAACUGAAGAGAGAAACCGGCAACUUCAGGAAAAGCUGGAACUAGCUGAGCAGAAGCUGCAGCAGACCAUCCGGAAAGCAGAGACGCUGCCAGAGGUGGAAGCCGAGUUAGCCCAGAGGGUCGCUGCUCUCACAAAGGCAGAGGAACGCCAUGGCAAUGUUGAAGAGAGACUGAGGCAGCUGGAGGCCCAACUCGAGGAAAAAAACCAGGAGCUGCUCAGGGCACGGCAACGUGAGAAGAUGAAUGAGGAGCACAACAAGCGUCUGUCUGAGACGGUGGAUAAGCUCCUCUCAGAGUCCAAUGAAAGACUUCAGCUUCACCUCAAAGAGAGGAUGUCUGCCUUGGAGGAUAAGAAUGCCCUGAUUCGAGAACUCGAGCACACCAAAAAAUUAAUUGAGGAGUCCCACCAUGAGAAAGAGCAGCUCUUAAUCCAAAUUGAGACUAUGAGAGCAGAGAAUGAGCAGGGAAGGAGCAGGAGCAACUCGCUACUGCAUGGGCGGUCUCAGCUGGGCAGCACCCCAGAUUUCAGAUAUCCAGUGUCAGCCUCUUCGAUGAUGGACAGUAACUCGGACCAUUAUGGCAGCGCUCUCGUCCUGAGACGGCCUCAGAAGGGACGUGUGGCAGCACUACGGGAUGAACCUUCCAAACGACAUGUGCAGACUUUAAAUGAGCAGGAGUGGGAGCGCAUGCAACAGGCUAAUGUGCUGGCAAAUGUGGCACAGGCCUUUGAGAGCGACAUGGACGCCUCAGACCUGGAGGAGGAUCGAGAGACAGUUUUCAGCUCGGUGGACCUGCUGUCCCCUGCUGGCCAGGCUGAUGCACAGACCCUUGCCCUGAUGUUGCAGGAGCAGCUGGAUGCUAUCAACAAUGAAAUCAGAAUGAUCCAAGAGGAGAAGGAGAGCACCGCUAUCCGGGCAGAGGAGAUAGAGUGCCGGGUAGGCAGUGGUGAUAGCCUUGGAGGACAUUUCCGCUCCAUGAGCUCCAUCCCUCCAUCGCUAUAUGCUGGCUCGUCAUUGGGCGGUUCUCCACCCGGCUCUGGCCACUCCACUCCGAGGCGCAUUCCCCGCAGCCCCAACAGAGAACUGGAUCGAAUGGGUGUCAUGACCUUGACAGUAACUUAUCUGCCAUAUGGUACAACUGGCUUCAGUGCCCCGCUUCAAGCCAAUAACUUUGCACCAUACUUCCAGCCUAGUGACCUGCGCAAGCACCGCAGGAAGUCUGCUCAAGAUGAUAAGGCUACUAUUCAUUGUGAGACGUCACCCCCAACUACUCCACGUUCCAUCCGACUGAAUAGGGAGGUGGGCCACGCCACUAGUCACGAGGACAUCCGAGACAUCCGAGGGCUGAGCAGCCUGCAGGAUGGACAGGGCAGUAACCCAAGCAGUAGCAACAGCAGCCAAGACUCUCUCAACAAAGCAGCCAAGAAGAAAAGUAUCAAGUCUUCCAUUGGACGCCUGUUUGGGAAGAAGGAGAAAGGUCGGCCCAGCAUUCCUGGCAAGGAUCCUGCCAGCCAAGCUGGCACUCCCGAGGCAGAGGGCUCUCCGAAGGAUGGCUUGGGUGUGGGCACCCUUGGUGGUCCUGCAGAGAAAAACAGGAAGCUACAGAAGAAUCCAAAGACUGGGCAUGAAUUACUAGAAGAGGCUCGCAGACAAGGCCUCCCGUUCGCCCAGUGGGACGGACCAACUGUCGUGGUUUGGCUGGAGCUGUGGGUGGGCAUGCCAGCCUGGUACGUGGCUGCAUGCCGUGCCAAUGUGAAGAGUGGAGCCAUCAUGUCAGCACUAUCAGACACAGAGAUCCAACGGGAGAUUGGAAUCAGCAACCCACUGCAUCGUCUGAAGCUUCGUUUGGCCAUCCAGGAAAUCAUGUCUCUCACCAGCCCUUCAGCCCCACCAACCUCCAGAACGACCACAGGAAACGUUUGGGUCACACAUGAAGAAAUGGAAAGUUUGGCAGCCACGCCUCCCACGGAGGAUGACGAGGGUAGCUGGGCCCAGACUUUGGCGUACGGAGACAUGAACCACGAGUGGAUCGGAAACGAGUGGCUACCCAGCCUGGGUUUGCCACAGUACCGCUCCUACUUCAUGGAGUCACUGGUGGAUGCCCGCAUGCUUGACCAUCUAACCAAGAAGGAUCUUAGGGGACAGCUCAAGAUGGUGGACAGCUUCCACAGGAACAGCUUUCAGUGUGGUGUGAUGUGUCUGCGGAGGCUCAACUAUGACAGAAAGGAGCUGGAGAGGAGGAGGGAGGAGUCCAUGCUGGAGUUUAAAGAUGUGCUGGUGUGGAGUAAUGAGCGUGUCAUCAGUUGGGUUCAGGCCAUUGGUCUCAAAGAGUACAGCAGCAACCUUUAUGAGAGUGGCGUCCAUGGAGCACUGCUCGCCUUGGAUGAUACCUUUGAUCAGAACGCCCUGGCCCUGCUGCUGCAGAUCCCCACGCAGAACACACAGGCCCGGGCGACUCUUGAGCGCGAAUACAACAGUCUGCUGGCGAUGGGCACAGACAGGAGAAUGGAAGAGGAUGAUGAUAAGAACUUCCGCCGUGCUCCCUCAUGGAGAAAGAAGUUCAGGCCCAAAGACAUGAGGGGGAUGUCCUUGGGUGCAUCAGAUACCCUGCCUGCCAACUUCCGAGUUACCAGCAGUAGUGCGGCAUCUCCCUCGACUCAGCCAAAGAGGAGCCCGAUGGAUGGAAGUCAGUCUAUACAGAGGCUGGACACUGCCACAGUCAGGACCUACUCUUGUUAACACACAACGUUUAUCCUCAUUAUUUCUAUAGGUAACCGCUGGUCAGAGGAUGAAGGGGAAUUCCCUGCAUUCAAGACCAGGAUGAUGAACUGAAAUAACUUGCAAGGACCCUACAAAGAUAUUUUGCUUCUUGCUGACAUCACAGAGAAAGACUUUACUCACUAAUCUCAGUAUCCCUAGAAGAGCUUUUCUAGAUUUAUCUACAUUUGUUAUUAUAUAUUUAUGUAAACCAAUGGGACUGUUGAUUUUAGAAUUUCUAUGUAACCCCUUUUUGCCUCUCUCCCCUUAAUCACCCCCCCCCCCCCCCCAUUUUUUUUUUUUAAUAAAAGCAACAUUUCUCCACUGUACCCGCAUUAAGCUCAACUCUCAGAUGUAUGUGACUGAAUAUUUCAACAGUCUGGAGUUUGUAUAUUUCUACCAACAGACAUUUCAUCUAAUCUUUUUUAUAAUUCUGAUUCAAUUGAACAGAUGUAUGUUUUUUGUCUCUCAUAUUUGAUUUGAAUUCUAAUCAAUGAAUUAAUUCUUAAGUGACUUGGAUACAUGAUAUAACUUAAUUCAUAUCUUUGCCCUUUUUAACUGUUGUAAUAUUAGUAGCUUAUUACUUGUGAUUUUGUGUAAAUGCAGCUCUUAGGUCGGUGGGUGUGUGAAUAUCAGAGAAAUUGCUGGAGUCGUCAAACCGUUUCACAAACUGCUCAACACUGUGAGUCCUCCAUCACCAUUAAAAUAACUGCUGGCAAGCCCAGGCGAUGGUGACAACACAUAUCAUGUGAAACGCACUAUAUUUCUCUCUUGUCUGUUUAUUUUCCAUACCUGUGAUACCAAAAUGAAACUCUUAAAGAAUUAAAGCCAUAUAAUUGUAGCAAGAAAAAAACUACGGAGGGCUACAUUUGGAUGCAAGUAAAAAAAAAAAAAAAAAACAGAUUUCCAGGUUCUCUGCAGUUUACCUUGCAUGCAGAAUCCACUCCACUUAUAUGCACGCUUGCCACCCAAUUUAUCCCUUUAACAAAACCUUCCUCACCUCUGGAGAAAUGCUCACUCGUGCAGAAGAACUUUAAAUAAAUGUGUGGAUGACUCCAAAGUGUGGAAACUCCUUCAACGGACCAACUUCACUGAGGCCUCAAUCGAUCCCCACUGUCACCAGAAACCCCUGAUGGUGGUGCAGUCCACCAGCAACCCUUUUUUAAAAACACUCUGUACAAAGAUUUUAUAUCAAGCCUUACUGUUUAACUCCUCCCUGUCGUCUCUUCUUAUUUAUUAUUACUCAUUCGUGUUUUGUGUCGUCAGUAAUGCUUCCAGAGCUACGUCUGAAUGUUGCAGUGCUACUUCUGUUUUUCCCGUCUACACUCACAACACGGGUUCCAGCAUAAGCCUUUGUGGCAAAUGAGUCGGAACCGGAGACUUUUCUUUUCACUCUACAUGUAGUUGAAGCUGACAUUAGAAAUGUGUUUUGUUUGUGAUUUAGCCAUUUAUGCACAAUGCAAAUCAUGUUGCUGUUUUUAUUCCUGCUCUUCCUGAUGAAUCUUCUGAUCUUGUAACAAUGAUGUACAGUCUGAGUACUUAUAAACUAUUUUUAUCACAGUAUUAUUUAUUGCUUACUUUCAAUAAAAUACUGAAACCUA